Molecule: messenger RNA, 2109 nt
Organism: Exaiptasia diaphana
Lineage: Eukaryota; Metazoa; Cnidaria; Anthozoa; Actiniaria; Aiptasiidae
Product: ATP-dependent DNA helicase Q-like SIM
Exons: 2
Biological process (GO): double-strand break repair via homologous recombination
Cellular component (GO): nucleus; cytoplasm; chromosome
Molecular function (GO): four-way junction helicase activity; nucleic acid binding; ATP binding
Source: RefSeq, a predicted model, not a curated record
UGCUCUAUCUACACUCUAUAAGCAUUUUAACUUAAUUUGCAAGUGGAAAAUGUAGUCUCCUUUGCAGACGUUAUUAGUAUCGGUCACAAAUUCCCUCUCCACUAACGUCUGCUCAAUGGAGCGAUGCAUUCCAUUCCCUAUUUUAAACCAAUCACAGCUAACCUACUAUAAUCGAGGAGCUUGAAGAUGAUUGGCUGAAAUCUUACGCGCUGGCUUAAACAAAAUGGCGGCGUCGUUCGAUGAAGCGGCUAGAAAUACUUGCCUUAAACACAAUUUGAAGCGUUAACUUCUUAUCAACGAGAAGCUUUGGUGGAAUUUGUGUUAAACAAGAGGGAUGUAUUUGUUAAUCUCCCCACAGGAAGUGGAAAAUCAAUGAUAUAUCUUGCUCUACCGUUGCUUUUCGAUAGCAUGUUUCAUGAGGUUACUGGUCAUAUAGUCGUAGUUAUUUCUCCUCUCAUCAGUCUAAUGAGGGAUCAAGUUAGUAGUCUUCGAGAACUUGGUAUAUCAGCAGUAAGUCUGAGUGACAUUGAAGAUUCCGAGRUCAAGGACAUUGAGAAUGGAAAUUUUUCAGUUGUAUUCGGUAGUCCUGAAGCUUGGUUGAAGUGCGAACGAUGGAGAAAGCUAUUGAACAGCAAAGUUUACAAUAACAAGCWAUGUGGUAUCGCUGUGGAUGAAGCUCAUGUCAUAAAACAAUGGGGAACCUCCAGUAGUACUCGAUAUGCUGCAUUCCGGGAAACAUAUUCAAUGCUUCACGAACUGAGAGCUUUAGCUUCAGUAAAUAUGAUUGCACUAACUGCAACAUCCACAAAAUCAACCAGCAGGGAGACAAUUAUUGAAAGCUUGCAAAUGAAGAAUCCCUACAUCAUCUAUGAAGCACCAAGUAAACCAAAUAUUUCUUAUUCUGUGUGCUAUAUGGCAAAAGAAGGAACUGUUAGUGAAUAUUUCCAGUGGUUGGCAGAUGAACUAAWAGAGUUUGGUACAAAGACUACAUGCACAAUUAUUUAUUGUCAAACAAUAAUUCAAUGCUCUUUGAUAUAUUCAACUAUUAAGGGAAUACUAGAAAGUAAGUUGUUUACUGGAGAAGSAAAUGACAGAAGGCAUGUGCUGUUGGAAAUGUUACAUUCAUGCUCACCAGAAUCCAACAAAAAUUUGAUACUCAAGGCAUUUCAAGACAAAGAUUUUGAUCUACGUGUCCUGGUGGCAACGAUAGCAUUGGGGAUGGGAAUCAAUUUUUAAGGGGUUUACAGUACAAUACAUUUUGGACCAUCCAAAAAUGUUGAAUCAUACAUUCAAGAAAGUGGGCGAGCAGGAAGAGACGGACUGCAGAGUUCCUCAUUUAUACUAUAUCAAGGAUUAAUGCUUAAUCAUGUCAGCAAAGAUAUUAAAGAAUACCUUAAGACUGAUUGCUGCAGAAGGAAACAUUUGAUUGAAAAUUUUGACUUGGCUUCUGAAGUAGACUAUCCCAGUCCCAUACACUUGUGUUGUGACAUCUGUGCAAAGAGUUGUUCAUGUGAGAGUCCAGAUUGUAACUUUCCCUUAYGAUCYUUUGAAGAGAACCUCAAACACAACAAGUGACAGUGAAAGAUCAAGGAUAAUACUUGAUGAAGAAAAAGACAUGGUUCUGACUUCACUUUAUUCCUAUCAAAAUCAUUGAGGCGAGUUCUAGUACAGAUGUCUACUUGCAAUAUUAAGAACAGAAAUAUGAAAUUUCUCCUUUGCUUUUCUGAGUUGCAAAUUGAUCAAGUUAUGAAGAAUUGUCAUAAACUGUUUAYAAUUGAUGAUGUGAUGCAGUAUGUUGAAAUAUGGGACAUCAAGCAUUCCUAUAAUAUAUUGAGAAUUAUGAGUCAAACCUUUGGAGAUAUUUCUGAUGAAUUUUUACAUUUUGAUAGUGAAGAAGAACAAGAAGAAUCUUGUCUUAACGACGAUGAUUUUGGUGAGUGGAAGUGCUUAUUAGAAGAUGAUGAGUUGUUUGAAUUAGCACUGGUGAACGUAUCUGCUUCUCUUCUGGAUAUUUCCAUGGAUGAGACAUUAAAUAAUUCAAAUAAUGUUGACCUACCCAGUUCUGCUUUGGGUGCAUUAGAAUGUAUGACCUUAUAAACAUUUUUUGUA